Messenger RNA from Impatiens glandulifera, 1004 nucleotides. Its product is annotated as CRAL-TRIO domain-containing protein YKL091C-like. The record is from RefSeq and is a predicted model, not a curated record. The transcript has 5 exons. The coding region runs from base 104 to 847 and encodes 247 amino acids. Lineage: Eukaryota; Viridiplantae; Streptophyta; Magnoliopsida; Ericales; Balsaminaceae.
UUUAUAAAAAUAUCUUCCUCAUCUAAUACCAACUCCCUCCUCCAUUAGAGGACCCAACCAUCCUUCUCAAAAUUGCAGAAUUUCAAUUUUAGAAAGGAACUAAAUGGAUAGAAUUAGAAACGGUGAAACGGCGAUAACCCAGAUGAGAAAAUCAGUUCAAAAUCUUGGAUCAUCAACAGAGAAAUAUGAAGAAGCAACACUGAUGAGAUUCUUGAUUGCUAGAUCGAUGGAUCCAAAUAAAGCAGCUAAGAUGUUUGUUGAAUGGAGGAAAUGGAGAACUGCAAUUGUUCCUGGUGGAUUUGUUAAUGAAUCUGAAGUUAGUGAUGAAUUGGGAGCUAGGAAAAUCUAUUUGCAAAGCCAGAUGUCGAAAGAUGGAUAUCCUGUUUUGAUUAUUAAGGUUAACAAACAUUUUAUUUCUAAGGAUCAACCUCAGUUAAAGAAGUUUAUGAUUCAUGUUCUAGAUAAGACAAUUGCCAGUUCUUUUAAGGAAAGGGAAAUUGGAAAUGAGAAGUUGAUUGUGAUAGUUGACUUACAACAUAUCACAUAUAAAAAUGUUGAUGCCCGUGCACUCAUUACAGGUUUUCAGUUUCUUCAGGCCUACUAUCCUGAGAGGUUAGCGAAAUGUUAUUUCCUACACAUGCCUGGUUUCUUUGUGAGGGUUUGGAAAAUGGUUUCUUACUUCGUAGAGAAAACAACUUUAGAUAAGGUUGUAAUCAUAUCUAACGAGGAUGCUACGAAGGAAUUUGUAAAAGAAGUUGGUGAGGGCGCAUUACCAAAGGAAUAUGGUGGUCAAGCCGAGCUAAUAGCUAUACAAGACCUAGUCGUCGUGACUCAUUUGCAUAACUAAUAUGCAAACUAUGCCUAAUGAAUAACCCAACCAUAAUUGAUGAAAUGCUAAUUCAAAAUUGAAUAACAAUGGUUGUAUUUAGACUUGAAAUACAUUAUUAUGGUGAAUAACAAAAUUGCUAAAAACUUGUUAUUAAUAAAUGUCUUUAAAUUUAGUA